Molecule: messenger RNA, 2254 nt
Organism: Blepharisma stoltei
Lineage: Eukaryota; Ciliophora; Heterotrichea; Heterotrichida; Blepharismidae
Source: the annotation of a GenBank genome assembly
AUGUUUGAUAUUCCCAGGCACAAACGAUCUGAAACACAUCAAAUAAGCCCUUCCUCCUCAAAAGGUUUUUCGUUAUCCCCUACAAAUGCAAUACCUAGAAGUCGUAUCAUACGAGAUAUUCAAACUAUCCGGAAAGUUUCAUCCAGAGGCACUUUACUAAGUCCAAAAGUAGCGUGAAGUGAAGAAAAGCCAAAAGCAAUAAGGAUCACCAAAUCUCGCAGCAACCGUCCAAGCCCUGAAUCUAACGUCCGCAGCCGCAAACUUCCACGUCUUUUGAUCCCUGACCAACUCCUUAUUGAAGAACAAAAAAAGUUGCCAUUCACCCCUUCAGCUUCAAUAAUAGCAGAAGCUAAAUCAAAGCCGCCAAGUGCCAAAAAAAGGACUGCAAGUAUGAUUACGCCUCCUAUGUCUCCAACUUAUACAAAUUCAGUUAUAAAUGUAGUCACCAGAUGCGCGUAUAAAACUCGUGCAGGAAGUAUGCUGGGAAGGCCAAAAAAAUAUAACCAAGAUGCUUUUAUUCCUUAUUAAUUUAUAUCUAUUUUACCUUUAAUAGUCAAAAAUAUAUCAUAUUCACUAUAUUUGUAUAUAUAAUUCAACCACUAUUGCAAGGUAUUAAGGGGCAAUAUCUUUUUGCGGUAUGUGAUGGACAUGGAGUUCUUGGCCAUGAUGUUUCAGGGUAUAUCAAAGAAAAGCUUCCUAUUACUGUAGAGCAAGGAAUGCCAGAAAAUGAGUCUCCGUUGAAUGCUUACUCGCAAGCAUUGGCCAAUGGGAUCGUAAAUGUAGAUAAACUUGUACAGGACAGCACAAUAAAUGCAGAAUUCUCAGGAAGUACACUGGUUUCUCUGCUAAUAAGAGGGUCUUCAGUUAUUUGUGGGAAUGUUGGGGACUCCAGAGCAGUUUUGGCAGAGAGAAAUGAAAAUAUGUGGAGAGCGAUUGAUCUGUCAAGGGACCAUAAGCCAGAUCUUCCUGAUGAAGGGACAAGAAUUAUUAAAGCGAACGGUAGAAUUGAGCCUUAUUUUGACGACAACGGACAGCCUUUAGGCCCUUAUAGAGUUUGGCUUCAAGACCAACAAAUUCCUGGCUUGGCGAUGUCGAGGUCUAUUGGAGAUUUCGUCGCAAAAUCAGUUGGCGUAAGUGCUGAGCCAGAAAUGCUCAUAAAACAAUUAGAGCCAAAAGAUAAAUUUAUUAUACUCGCUUCUGACGGCAUAUGGGAAUUCAUCAGUAGCCAAGAAGCUGUAGAUAUGGUUGGUCAAGCAUAGGUCUCAACCAGACACCCCCACCCCCCCUCCAAUAAGGGAACACCCACCCCCCCCCCCUUUCACAGAUGGCACCCCCCUCUCGGGUUUAUCCUAUAGAAGUAUUUGAUAGGAAAAUAAGCAGAAUAAAUUAAACAUAAUCCAAUUAAAACACUAUAUUUUUAAAUUAAGUCCACAAAUUACUUUAUAUUUAUGAUUAAUUAAUAAAUUUAAAUUAAUUAGCAAUUAAUUAGAAAAUAUAUUAAAUUUGUUUUUUUUAUAUUUAUAAAUAUAAUGCCAAAGAUAUAGACAAUGGCAUUAAUUAUUAAAUUAGCCAAGCACAAUAGAAUAACUUGCAUUAAAUUUAUGGAUUCAUAAAUUAAAGCUAAUCUGAUUACCAUUGUACAAAGAUUGCAGGACUGAAUUGGUAGCAGGAUUCAUAGUGGUAAUAAAAAUAGCAUUUGCUAUUGUCAGUUUUACUUUUGGAUCUCUAAUUCGACUUUUAGGCAUUGUUCCACAAAGUUCAUAAUUAUAUGCAGGAUAUAUUGCUAAUUAAUACCAAAGAUCAUUAUUAACUUGCUAACAAAUUUUUUCAGAUUUGGUGAGCUUACUAGUUAUAGGAAAUUCUCACCCCAUUCCAUCUACUCCUUAAUCGAUUGUGCUACGCUAUGUGGAUAUUGUAUAAAUCAGUAAUUUUGAAUAUUUAAAAUAAUAAUUUAUUUAUUACGUCUGCUCUAAAUUGGCAUUUUUCAUAUAUUUUAUGCUAUAUUAAGGGGGAUGGGGGUGGGGGUGCCAUCUGUGAAAGGGGGGGGUGGGGGUACCAUUAAAAAAGGGGGGGGGGUGGGGGUGUAGGGUUGCUACCUGUGCUUGACCAUAUGGUUAAAGAGUCUUGGGAGACUGGAAAAACAGAAGCAUGCUGUGAUAAGUUGGUAAAAGAAGCAGUUAUGAGGUGGCAAAAAGAAGACGACUCAAUUGAUGAUAUCACAGUUAUUGUGAUUUUUUUAAAUGUUUUAAAUUAA